AUGGAAAACCUACUGCAGGGGAUUCCUUUCGUGGUUGUGCGAGUGGAUGAUAUUUUGGUCUCUGGUUCGAAUGAUGAGGAACAUUUAGCAAAUUUAGAAGAAGUUCUAAAACGGUUGUCAGAGCAUGGGUUACGCCUAAAGAAGAAGAAGUGUGCCUUCAUGGUGAACGAGGUGGUGUAUUUAGGCCAGAAGAUAAAUAGCCAAGGAAUACAACCAAUCCAAGAGAAAGUCAGAGCCAUCACCAAUGCACCGGCACCGACGAAUGUGUCUGAAGUUCGAUCAUACUUGGGAAUGAUCAACUAUUACCAAAAGUAUUUACCAAAUUUAUCAACGAUUCUGGCACCACUGCACAGCCUGUUGGAAAAAGGGAAAAGUUGGAAAUGGAGUGAAGAGCACCAAGAGGCAUUUAGAAAAUCCAAAGAGUUAUUGAAGUCCUCACAUCUAUUGGUGCAUUAUGACCCGGAGAAGGAGUUAAUACUGGCUUGCGAUGCCUCACCAUAUGGCUUGGGGGCUGUUUUGUCACACCGGAUGGAAGACAACACAGAACAACCAAUUGCAUUUGCCUCGAGAUCACUGUCCGCAGCUGAAAAAAACUAUUCUCAACUAGACAAAGAGGCGCUAGCCAUCGUAUUUGGUGUCAAGAAAUUUCACCAGUACGUGUAUGGUCGACAUUUCACCAUACUGACAGAUCACAAGCCGCUUGAGCGGGUACUUCAUCCGGAUAAAAUGACACCACCAAUGGCUGCAGCUCGAAUUCAGCGGUGGGCCUUAAUUUUGUCUGCGUAUGACUACGCCAUUCAGUACAAAGAAGGAAUUCAGAAUGCAAAUGCUGAUGCCCUCAGUAGAUUACCAUUGCCAGACACCCCAGGUUCAACACCAGUUCCUGAAGAAACAAUCUUACUCAUGGAACUAUUGGAGACUACUCCAAUAAGAGCAGAGCAAGUGAAGAACUGGACAAAGAGAACUCCUAUACUUGCUAGAGUUUUGAAAUUUAUCAAACAAGGUUGGCCUAGCAAGUGUCCAGAUGGGGAGUUUCAACCAUAUUUUCAACGACGAGACGAGCUGAGUGUUCAAGACGACUGUAUACUUUGGGGAAACAGAGUGGUUGUUCCACCCCAAGGAAGAAGGCAAGUGGUUGACGAAUUACAUGAAACCCACCCAGGAAUAUGUAAGAUGAAAAGUCUAGCAAGAAGCUACGUGUGGUGGCCAAACAUGGAUAACGAUUUGAAAAACAAAGUACGAACGUGCAACAACUGCCAGAUAAAUAGAAAGAAUGAAUCCUGAAGGGCCACUGCACCCGUGGGAAUGGCCAAGCCGACCAUGGGAAAGAAUUCAUAUUGACUAUGCUGGUCCAUUCUUGGGGAAAAUGUUCCUCAUCAUGGUCGAUGCGUACUCAAAAUGGCUCGAAGUGCAUCCAACGAAUGUGGCAACAUCGAGAGCAACAAUUGAAAAACUUCGAUCAACAUUUGCAAUCCACGGUCUUCCUAAAACAAUUGUUAGUGAUAACGGGAGUAAUUUUUGCAGUGAAGAAUUCGAAGAAUUUCUGGCGAAAAACGGCAUUCAUCACUGAAGGACUGCUCCUUAUUAUCCAGCCUCCAAUGGACUUGCAGAAAGGGCGGUCCAGACGUUUAAGGAAGGGAUGAAGAAGAUGUCAAAUAAGGAAAGUUUGGAAACCAGAGUGUCUCGGUUUCUCUUCAAAUACCGUAUCACCCCACACUCAACCACAGGGAUAACGCCAGCGGAAAUGCUUAUGAGCAGAAAACCAAGAUCUCGCUUGGACGUACUACAUCCAGAUGUAAGACAAAGAGUACAGAACCAAAAGAAGAAGCAGAAAGAGUUACUCGAUCAACAUGCAGUGGAUCGACAAUUACGACCAGGUGAUUUAGUAUAUUCUAGAGAAUAUGGAAAACAACAAAACUGGUGUCCAGGAGUGAUCAAUACACAAACCGGGCCAGUUUCCUAUAGCAUAUAGUUGGAAGACGACCGCGAGGUUCAUCGCCAUCAAGAUCAGGUGAUCCAUAGAGAAACACCCGAAGAAAACGAAAAUGACGUCAUGGAUCCAGAUAUCAACCAGCAACACGUUUCAGACCAACAAGUGGUUAGCGAAGAAAAUGCAGUUCCAGCAGCCCGAUAUUCGCAAAGAGAUAGACAGACACCGGACUAUUAUUCGUGAGUAAUUACAUUAAUUUUAGAGUAUAAAACGCUAAGGGACUAUAAACUGUUAGGUUAUAGUGUUGACAUUAUUAGUUUAGAUGUUAUGUUGCAGGGACUCUGGGUUUAAUCCAGAGAAAAAGGAGUGUAACAUCCGGGAGUUAGCACUUCCGGCGGGAAAAACGUGACCUCGAAGAGAACUAGACAGCUGUAUUAACUAGGGAGUUUUACUUAGCAUAGUUGGGUUUUAAGGUUAAAAUACUACAUGGUUUAGGCUGCGUGUGAGACAUUCUGUAUUGAAGAUACCAACAUGUCUGGUUCGGCCACAUCUCUUGAUACCAUCUCAGCUGAAUGGUCGCCAGAUAAGUUUAGAUUUGUCGAAUCAAAGGACAAACAAGCCCCGUUAUGUAAAAGUAAGUGCACCCCCUCCUCGCUGAUAAAAAUAAAUGUAUUGUUGUUGUUUCAAACGUUUUUCACAUUUGGAGACUACAUUAUUAAAAAAAUUUGCUAUCACCCAGUUUACGUGAGAAAAGUUAAACCAGAAACUUUCUAAAUCAAAACAUACAUACAUACAUACAUACUUUAUUGUGUUCCCUAAAUAGGGAUUUUCAACACUGAUUUACAAAAAAUAAAUGUUGUUCUAUUUACAAGUUUUAGAAUCUAGAAUUUAAAUUAAGGUAAAAAGGUAAGACAUUUGUAUAAAGUUUAACAAGGUAAAAUUAUCUACUUAUAUAUUUGUUCUAGCAUGCUUCGCUUCAGUUCGUUUUUGAAAGUUUUUAGGGAGUCUAACUUUUUGAACUUAAUGUCCAAAUCAUUCCAGAGUGUAACGCCUCUAUAAUGAAAGGACCUUUGACCUGCAGAAGUUUUGUACAAUGGUAUUUGCAGUGAGUUAUGGCUACGUGUAUCUCGUUGAUGAAUGUCAGAACGUUUUGUGAAUAAAUCGCUCAAAUAAUGUGGAGCAAGUUCAUUGACACAUUUGUACAUCAUAAUAGCCUCUCUUAGUAGUAAUUGUUCCUUUACUGGGAGCCAGUUAAGUUCGCGUAAGCCCGGCGAAAUAUGGUCGAACUUUCCAAUAUUUGUUAUUAUCCUGCAUGCAAAAUUUUGUACCAACUGUAGUUUCUUAAUGUUGGUAGACGAAGUGUUUGACCAAACCGUUGAACAAUAGAACAUUUUGUUCAUUACAAGUGCCGAGACGAUGAGAGUUAAAGCUUCUUUAUCGAAACAUUUUUUGACUCGGUUUAUUUGGCACAGGGAAUUCAUACAUGAGGAAACCAGGUUGGUGAUGUGCUGGUCAUAUGUCAAAUAAGAGUCGAUUGUCAUUCCUAGAUCUUUGGCAAAGGAGACGGGGGUAAUAGUCUCGUUGAGGAAGUUUAUGGUCAUAUCUACGGGAAGUUGUUGUAGGUUUUGCCGUGUGCCAAUCAGCAUGUAUUUGGUCUUUCCCGGGUUAAUAAGCAAUUCAUUUUCGGAACAACUGUUUGCAAUCAAAUACAAGUCUUCCUCAAGUUGUUGCUUUAAACAGUCCACGUUAGCCACAGUGAAAGAUAGUAAUAUCUUGGAGUCGUCCACGUACGAUUCAAGUUUACUAUGGUGGACUGAUGAGGGCAAAUCGUUAGUAUAAAUACUAAAAAGUAAAGGUGAUAAAAUUGCACCCUGUGGUACACCAUAAGUAACAGGGAGAGGAGUAGACACAGUUGAUCCAAUUCUGACUGAUUGAGUUCUUCCGGUCAAGUAACUCUCAAACCAUUUUACAACGCUUGGAGAAGCCCCGACGUUGCUAAGUUUUGUAAGGAGAAAAGUAUGAUUUACACUGUCGAAAGCUUUAGAUAGAUCUAUUAGAAUCAGUGCAGUAACCAAUUUCCCAUCCAUGGCCUUUAGGAUAGUAUCUCCGGUCAAAAGAUUCAAUGUUUCGCAUGAGUGAUGUUUCUUGUUCCCGCUCUGGUGGGUUGACAAUUUUUUGUUCUUCAUUAGAUACGAACCAAAUUGAUUCAAGGCGACUUUCUCACAAAUUUUCGAAAGAAAGGUAAGGAGAGAAAGUGGGCGGUUAUUUGAUGCUUCCUCGUGGUUUCCAUCCUUUAACAAAGGGAUAACUUCUGCCUCUUUCCAUGCUAUAGGGAACGAAGAUGACGACAGUGAACAGUUAAUGAUAUCGGUGAGGGGCCCAAGAAUUACCGGUAGGCUGUGUUUGAUGACACGCAUACUCACUUUGUCUUUGCCGGGUGAUUUGUUUGACGGCAUAGCUAAUAUGAUGUUCCUUAUUUCUGAACAAGAGACUGGGGUGAAACUAAAUCUAUCAUUUUCUUCAGGGUAGCUGUUAUCUGUGCGAUUUACGUCAGAAAGAUUCCGAGCUGGAUAAACACUAGGAUCUUGUAUUAGUGUUGAGGCUUUCUUUGCUGCAUUCACACCGAUGGUGGAAAAGAAAUGAUUAAACUCUUCGGCCACUAAUUUCGGUUCCUUACUGUAGACCACUGACUCUCUUUCCCUAUACGCUAUAUUUUCUUUAAUUACCUUCCAAAGUGACCCAGUAUUGUUUCUGUGUUGCUGAACUUCCUUCAGUACAUGUUCUUUCUGUGCAUUAACAAGUGCGGUUUUUGUAAAAUUACGGGCCUCUCUGAAAUUAAGCCAAUCAUAAUGAUCACGUGUUUUCCUGAAAAGACUGUGGAGCUGGUCUCUUUUGAUCAUGGAUGCUUUUAUUUCCGAGGUGAUAAAUUUGCAAGAUUUUCCGCGUACUUUUAUGGUCUUUACUGGGGCGUGUUUAUCCAAUGUAUUUAAAAAUAUUUCAUUAAAAAUGGUUAGUUUUUCAUCAACAUUGUCCAUUCUGAAAAUGGAAACAAGACGAUCACGAUUGGAUGCCAGAUCGAUCGCGAACAAAUCAGGGUCGUAUUUAUUGUAGCUACGGGUAGUGAUAUAGUUUGGUGGAGAUUUGUCGGUUUUAAGUUUUAGUGAUACAUACACAGGGAAAUGAUCGCUGAUACAGGUUUCUAUGACGCCGCUGUUGACUACUAGUCUUGGCGAGGAUACGAAAAUAACGUCGACGAGGGUCUGACUGGAUUCAGUAAUUCUUGUUGGUGAUUUUAUUAACUGGUUAAGGUUGAGUUCUUUUGUCGUCUUGAUCAAAGACGCUGAUCCAGGUGUGGGCUUAAGCAUAUCGCAGUUUAGGUCUCCAAGAAGAAUGAUCAACUUUCCCAUCGUCAGAGCAUGAACAUAAUUAGGUUUAAAAUAUUUUUCGAAGCAGUCAAGCGGGCUGUCUGGGGGUCGAUAAGAGACACAGACCAACAGUGAUUUAGAUUUUUUGUGCUGUAAUUUGAUCCAUAAUUGAUGGAAAUUCGUCUCGGAGAUAUAACUGAGGUCUUUAAGUACAAGAGAUUUAAUAUCUUUUCGUAUGUAAGCACAUACCCCGCCCCCUUUCUUGUGUAGUCGGUCUAAACGAUGUAGCUUAUAACCUUCGAUUUCUAUUUCCUUGUUUGUGACGGAGGUAUUAAACCAUGUCUCUGAUACUGUAAGGACGUCAAUUUUGUUAAAUAUGGUAAACUUACGUAAUUCUAAAAAAUGGGCGUUAUUUUUCAGAGAGCGGAUGUUUAGGUGGACCAGUUUGAGACCUGGAAGGGUACUGAGGCUGUUAUCUGACUUUUUUGUUAAAUGGGCUGAGGCCGUAUCAUUAGUGGUUUUCGACGUGAGUGACCACGAGAGUGCGGAAGCGUUUGGAGAGGCAGGGUUGGACAAAGGAACACGAACAAGAUUUCUAUUUUGCAAGUUAUUGUUAACACUAGAAGAAUUAUUAAUGGUUAGUUGAUAUGAUAGUCUCUGACGUGAACCACUCUGACGUGAAGUGAUUCUAACAGGUAUUUUCAUCAUAUUGUUUGCUGCUGACUCGUCAAACAGGCCACUGUGUGGAGAUGGGCCAACCACUCUAGAGAGUGGUGGCGAUGGGCUGUCCGAUACGAAGGAAUGACACGACAACGUUUUAAAAAAGGAUACCGGCUACAAUGGUGCCUUCGAAACCCUAAGGGGUUUGUAACUUGACCGUGUCUAAGACUUAAGGGUCUCGGGGCUGGAAGAUGAGGGAACGAAUAAUGCUUUAGAUUUGACUCGCUGAUUGACCUAUCCGAUCGGGGAUUCACCUGGUCAGGGUUAAGGGCAUCAAGGCUUAACACGGUUUUUGCAUAGGAUCGGUCGCAAUUCCUACAUAUGCCUUGCUUCCCACGUUGCUUGAAAUGUUGCUUUAAAUAAGAAUGACGUCACCAUUUAUAGCAAUAUAUUUAGGGCGAUGUCGUUAUCUUCCAGUAUAUAAGUAGCUGUGUAUGAUCACCUUUGACAAAAACGCUCAUUCUUAAUGAAGCUUAAUGAGGUUUAUCAUCUCAUUAUCUAUUGUCUUAAUUGCAUUCGACGCGACCAAAAUUCGACGUAUAAAACGGCCCUUAGACCUGUGCACAAAUUAUUUUUUAAACCUGACUACUGUAGUUGUGAAACAUGUCUAAAGUUCAACUAAAUAUUUUUAGCACUAAGUGAUCUUUAUCGUGGACCAAUUUAUCCUUGCAAGCUUAUUGAACAGAAGAAUUUGCAGUCAGAAGAUGCGAGGUAUUACGAAAUCUAUCUGAAUGAUACACAAAGCUAACAUAAGAAAUUAUUUUUGUAAUAUGGUUGAGAUACUGCCCGUAUUUUGUAAAAACUUAUCGCUAAAUCAUCCAACCCUCCCCCGUUCAAUUUUGUUUAAACUUAAUUAGUGGUUUCAUUUUAUUACAUUACCAACAUUGGUUGGGGACGGUCUGAACAUAGCCUGAAUAUGGAACUAGAAAUGAAACAAACCAGUUGCAAAUUAAUUUUGAAAGUUUUACUCUAUUAACUAAUAAUUUAUCACAACAAAUGUUAUUUUUACUGUUUAUCUCUGCACAGUUUCACUUUCAAAUUAGGCAUAUGUGAACCUUUUGGACUUGAUACCGUUGUUUCUAGUACAAAUAGGCAUAUGUUUACACCACGAAUACAAUGUAAAAUUCUCGCAUGUAUUCUUAUUCACAAAUAAUUCCUUCCUUCAGCCGUAUCACAUUGUUGGUGAAGAUUGAUACCCAGGCAGAGAAGAAGUUGGCAUAUGAAGCUGGCGAUCACGUGUCCAUAUUUCCCGCCAAUGACGUCAAACUAGUGGAAACACUUCUCAGCAAGCUUCAUAAAGCUCCACAGGCAGAUAAACCAAUCAACAUUCAGACAUGUACAGUUGAAUCAGGUAAUUGAAACAUUUAUCGUUAAGGUGUCUCCAGUCAACGUUUCACUUGUUUUUGUAAUAGUGUGCGCACGUGUGUUUAUCAAGAUUGUUUGUGGCAUCUCACUCGAAUGAAUAACAUUUGAUUGGUAUAUUGUAGAUGGAAAUUAUUGAGUGGAAAUUUAUAUACAUUUAUUAGACUUAACCAGGAACAGAAGCGAAAAAUGCAACUUUAGGUCCACUAUGGCAGGAAUUGAACCUGCGGCCCUGCGAUUCCGGUGCAGCGCUCUAACCAAGUGAGCUAUACCAGGGCGCUAUAAAACACGGGCGGGAAAACGCGCUAAUAAAUGACCGUGCUACGUGUGAUGCACAUUAGGAUUGGCGCGAGCGCGCUUUCUCUAAAAAAAUCAGAAAAUCGCGUACAAGAUGGCAACAAAAAUAUGUAAACAAACAAACGAGAAAACAAAGGAUUUAAAUGCUAAGUAAUUAUGUUUCAUUAAUUAAAAUUUGAAAUAUCAUUUAAUAAGUUAUAUCAAAUGUAAUAGCUUGUGUUGUUUGUUACUGAACACAUGUUGAAAGAAAAUAUCAGGGCAAAAAUUUUACUCGAGCGAUGAAAAUAUUUGCAAAAUUUAAAGCGCGGACGUAUUUAAAAUAGUGUUUUCUCCUCGUUGAGAUAGGUUGAGAUAAAUUUGAACACACCAAACUAUAGACAUUUAACUUGGCUUUAUGUCUCAAGUAAAACUGAACGGGGCUUUUUUGGGCUUUUUUCAUAAAACGGAGAUAUCUUGCAGCCUUUACAGUUUUCCGUAUACUCCACACGACAAUAGAUUCGCGACUACUAUACUUAUUUAUGCAGAUAAUACGAUAUUUAAACAACACAAAUUUUCAAUUAUCAAUUAAACGAAAUCACUUCCUGCCUCAAAUACAUACUAUAAAUGUUUAUUGAAGUAUCUAGUAUCAGCUUAUAUUGCUAGAAUUGGUAUCUAUUUCACUUGCAAAAUGAACGAAGCGAUUGUUAAGAAAAGACAUGCAUUUUGAACUCGAUUUUGACGACAUUUUUUCUUUUUUGACAAAGCGCGGACGUAUUUAAAAUAGUGUUUUCUCCUCGUUGAGAUAGGUUGAGAUAAAUUUGAACACACCAAACUAUAGACAUUUAACUUGGCUUUAUGUCUCAACUAAAAUUGAACGGGGCUUUUUUGGGCUUUUUUCAUAAAACGGAGAUAUCUUGCAGCCUUUAUAGUUUUCCGUAUACUCCACACGACAAUGUAUUCGCGACUACUAUACUUAUUUAUGCAGAUAAUACGAUAUUUAAACAACACAAAUUUUCAAUUAUCAAUUAAACGAAAUCACUUCCUGCCUCAAAUAUAUACUAUAAAUGUUUAUUGAAGUGUCUAGUAUCAGCUUAUAUUGCUAGAAUUGGUAUCUAUUUCACUUGCAAAAUGAACAAAGCGAUUGUUGAGGAAAAGACAUGCAUUUUGAACUCGAUUUUGACGACAUAUUUUCUUUUUUGUCAAAGCGCUGACGUAUUUAAAAUGGUGUUUUCUCCUCGUUGAGAUAGGUUGAAAUAAAUUUGAACACACCAAACUAUAGACAUUUAACUUGGCUUUAUGUCUCACGUAAAAUUGAACGGGGCUUUUUUGUGCUUCUUUCAUAAAAUGGAGGUAUUUUGCAGCCUUUAUAGUUUUCCGUAACACUGUCACUGUAAUGUCAACGACUGCAGUCGCACGAAAAAUGAUUCACACUGAAUAUUUUUGGAGUGUCGGCGGCAGUUAGUUAUACCAAUAAUAGAAAUCAAAUCAAUUAGUAAAAAACACUUUACAAUGAACUUUCAAUGGAUUCCGAGCAGGCCGGCUCAUGGUUAACACAAAAACGGUUAUAUAUUUAAGUUUUCAAAUUGUUCGAGCAAAUUGUAGUUGUUUUUUUCAAAUUCUAGCUGUUUUAAAUGCAUGCAUGGUCAAUUUUUGACUAUAUAAUUAUUGAAAAAUAAUAGCCAAGCAAUGUCAGAAUAUUCUUACUGUGAAAAUGUUUAUCCUACCUUCGCAUUAUGAAGUAAAAUAUCCCAUUUCAUACCAAAAUUUUCGUAUAAUAUUUUUGGAAUAUGCCGACAUUCGAUCAGCUCGAUUCCUUUUCAAAUUUUUAUUUCGCUCAUGAUGAAUCUUUUUAAAGCCCUCUUUCCUUCAUCAGAUAUACAGAAAAUAAAUCCAACAAUGUCUUCAAACCAUCAAGUUGUUUAGGAAUGUGCAGAAAACAGUUUUUACUUUAGUUUUUUCCAGCUCUCUUUUGCAUAAACAUUCCAAUUCCAUUUUUAUUGACAUUAAAUUAAUGUAUACGGGGGUACGCGCAUCACACAAAGAUCAGGGGCGCUAUCUCCGUUUCACCGCCCGUGUUUUAUAGCGCCCUGGCUAUACAGAGGCCAGUUGCCGAUCUCUAACCACAAGUUCACGCUGUCACCACGAUAGCUCAAAAAAUAUCCAACUAAUACGAAAGUUUGUGGGGUUACCAAAAAUAAUCCAAGGAUUUCGAGGACGAUUUAGAUGAAAAUUAGAUGAGAAAUGAGCAAAAGUUUGUCUUGCUUUCCCGGGAAGAGUAAAGUAGUAGUAAUAUAGGUACCGUUCGGGCCUUAUUUUUGCGGUGGUGGAGGUGGUGGAGUGUGGUGGAGGUGGUGGAGUGUGGUGGUGGAGUGAGGAGGAGGAGUGAGGAGGAGUAAUGACGUCACUCAUUAACAUACGUCAUAAUUAUAUGCAAUGACGUCACGCGGGCGAGCUUAAACACGAUCGGGCGAAACUUGCUGACUACGCAUUUUUAGCGUCCCACACGUGUGUUGAAUAGUUUGUGUCCCUCGCAUGGCAAAAUUGUUAUCGAAAUUAAUAUAUAGCAGAGUUAUAGCCGUAUCUUUGCUCGGAAGAGAUAAAUUUCCACAG
Molecule: messenger RNA, 10263 nt
Organism: Paramuricea clavata
Lineage: Eukaryota; Metazoa; Cnidaria; Anthozoa; Malacalcyonacea; Plexauridae
Source: the annotation of a GenBank genome assembly